Molecule: messenger RNA, 684 nt
Organism: Alternaria postmessia
Lineage: Eukaryota; Fungi; Ascomycota; Dothideomycetes; Pleosporales; Pleosporaceae
Exons: 2
Coding region: 1-684 (227 amino acids)
Molecular function (GO): acyltransferase activity, transferring groups other than amino-acyl groups
Source: RefSeq, a predicted model, not a curated record
AUGGGGUUCGUGAUCCUUCCCGCGCUGGUACCGGACAUUAGCGCCGUGUACGAUGUAUACUUCGCAGCCUUCAAGGACAACGCACUCACGCGCGCAUUGUUCCCCUCGGCUACCGAGAAGGACUUGACGGACGCGAAUUCGGAGUUUCGGCAGGCUCACACCGCUCAUGUCACGGAGUAUUGGAAGACAAGUGCAACGCAAUAUACGUUCAAAUGCAUCGACACCGAGACUAACAAGAUUGUUGGGAUGGCGCUUUGUGACGUAUACAUUACGCCGAGUGAUUGGAAGAAGGGUGAGAUCGGAUGGUUGGAGGGGAAAGAACGAGAACGAGCCGAGGCCCUUGUUAAGCCACUUUGGGAUACGAGGGAGAAGUUGUGGCUUAAUGAGAGGUACAUCUACUGCCACGUGAUGGCUGUACAUCCCGACUACCAACGGAAAGGUAUUGGUGAGUUAUUAUUCAAACGUGGGAUCACCAUCGCCCAGCAGACUGGUCUGCCCAUGUAUAUAGAGAGCUCCAAGGAAGGCGUUAAGCUCUACGAGAGAAUGGGAAGUCGAAAACUGAAGGAGAAGUUGGUCAAAUCCAACGAGACCAAUGACGCAGGGGAGAACGAGGAAUGUCCACUGUACGUCUGGUUACCGGAAGGCGGAGAGAAGAGAUUACCAAAGUCUGUAGAGCUGGCAUAA